AAAAUAAAGCUGCACAAUUAUUUCCUUAUACACACUGCCAUCUCGAAAAUAAAAACUCUACUACUUGCUUAUUUCAUAUCACCCAAACAUUCUUCUCCAACCUACCUGAAAAAAGCAGAAGCAGGAAACCAUGGGAGACUGCAUCUCAAAAUUGAGAAAAUCCGGUUCCCAUGAAAUCCCAAUCGUCGAUCGAACCUUUCCUGUAGACCCGCGACCCGACAAUACAGGACAACAGUACAGCGACCCACGACUUCCGCAGCCGUCGUGGGACAGGUUUCCUUCGUCUAAUACAGCUUCGUCGUCUACCGAGACUGGACCCGUUUUACGAAAAGCUUAUGUUGAUGUCAGGACCCUGUAUACUAUUGAGAAGGAAUUGGGGAAGGGUCAGUUUGGGAUCACUUACCUUUGUACGGAGAAGGCAACGGGGACGAAGUACGCCUGCAAGUCUAUUCCCCGAAGGAAGCUGUUGACCCAGAAGGACAAAGAAGAUGUCAGGAGAGAAAUUAAGGUACUGCAGUAUCUUACAGGGCAGCCCAAUAUCGUGGAGUUUAAGGGUGCGUAUGAGGAUAAGGAGGCUCUGCAUUUGGUGAUGGAGCUGUGCGCCGGCGGCGAGCUGUUUGAUCGGAUUAUAUCGAAAGGAAGUUAUUCGGAGCGGGAAGCAGCGACCAUUUUUAGGCAGGUUAUGAACGUGGUUCAUGUUUGUCAUUUCAUGGGAGUUAUGCACAGGGACUUGAAACCCGAGAAUUUCUUGAUGGUUAGCAAGGAUGAGAAAUCUCCUCUUAAAGCUACGGAUUUUGGACUUUCUAUCUUCAUUGAAGGAGGUAAAGUGUAUAAAGAAAUUGUUGGAAGUUCAUAUUAUGUUGCCCCUGAAGUCUUGAACAGGAACUAUGGAAAGGAGAUGGAUGUAUGGAGUGCUGGAAUCAUUUUAUACAUCCUUCUAAGUGGAACACCUCCGUUUUGGGCAGAGACAGAUGGAGAUGUAUUUCAAGCAGUCUUAAAAGGUAAACUUGACUUAGUAAGCCCGCCAUGGCCUUCCAUAACAGAGGGUGCAAAAGACCUUAUCAGAAAGAUGUUAAUAAAGGAACCGAAAAAGCGAAUUACAGCUGCCCAAGCCCUCGAGCAUCCAUGGUUGAAGGUGGAUGGUGAAGCGUCUGAUAGACCUAUUGAUAGUGCUGUUCUAAACAGGCUGAAGCAAUUUAGAGCAAUGAACAAGAUGAAGAAACUUGCCUUGAAGGUGAUUGCAAAAAACCUUUCAGAAGAUGAAAUCGUGGGCUUGAAAGAGAUGUUCAACAACAUGGACACUGAUAGAAGUGGAACAAUCACAUUUGAAGAACUCAAAACCGGCUUGGCCAGACUUGGAUCUAGGCUUUCCGAUGCAGAAGCAAAGCAACUCAUGGAUGCUGCUGAUGUUGACAAGAAUGGAACAAUUGAUUACAUUGAGUUUAUUACUGCUACGAUGCAUCGGCAUAGGCUUGAGAAGGAAGAAAACCUUUAUGCGGCAUUCCAAUACUUUGACACGGAUGGCAGUGGGUUUAUCUCGAGAGAGGAAUUAAGCCAGGCACUGAACCAGUAUGGAAUGGGGGAUGACGCAACAAUAGACGAAAUCUUGGAUGACGUUGAUACUAACAAGGAUGGGAGAAUAAAUUACGAUGAAUUUGUAGCCAUGAUGAAGAAGGGUACACAAGAUUAUGAGGCGAAACAGAGAUAAGUGUCUCCUAAUACCAUCCAAACACAAUUAGGCUCUAGGGUUUGCGUUUAUGUAUGUCAUGUUAAUAUUAAUAAGUUCUCAAAUCUGGAUACAUGAAUAAAGUUUUACCCUGUCACUGUCAUCGACUGAGGUUUAUACGGUGUCUGAAGGUCUAUACCAUGUACAGAACAGAAGUACUCUCUAUAAAGUAACGUAUUGCACUUUUUAUCAGUGCUGUAAAUUGUAAUGAUAAAUAGAUGAGAUGUGGUUGCUAUGCCACACCAAUUUCUCAUAUGAAUAAGCUGUAGAUGCAAUU
Messenger RNA from Rubroshorea leprosula, 2003 nucleotides. NCBI's taxonomy places the organism in Eukaryota, Viridiplantae, Streptophyta, Magnoliopsida, Malvales, Dipterocarpaceae. The record is from the annotation of a GenBank genome assembly.